GAAGCGUCUCAGUAGAAACCCCCACUCAUCUCCGAUGACCCUACCUAAGUACUUCUUCUCCCACCUUCCUUCUCUCGGGUAUUACGCUCCCUUGUUUCCCCCGUACACCGCCUCUCCUCAAGGUAGCCGCGUUUCCGCAGGACUUUUAAGUUCCUCGAAGGCGUGGACCGCAGCCACCGCGAGCACAGACGCACCCCGAUCCAUAGACGCCUACUCUCGUUCCUCAGCCUUCCAACCCAAGGAUGACGAGACUCUAUGCCUUCCGCCACCAGCCCAUCAAGGGUGUCUACUUGACGGGACAGUUGAUCCUGACAGCCCUCGUCCGCCUGCCUGUCUGGGUGCUCAUCUCGCUUCCCGUAUCCUGGCGCCCAAGACCAUCCUGGACCCUCAAGCAGUGCAUCAGAAUAAAGCUCAUACGCUUCCUCACGUAUCUCGGCGACCAAGUCGGCCCCGUCGCCUUCCGACGCACGCCUAACCACGAAGCCAUUGUGCCCGGCGAGGGCGUCAACGGAGUCUGGAUAGACCCCGUACCCGACCUGAUCUACGAUGAGCUGAAGGUGUGGGCGACCGCGCAAGGCGUCGAGCCCGCGCGCAUCCCUGGGUACUGGCUUCACGGCCUCGAAAGCACCAUCUCGAUCGGCGCGCCACCCACGCCGGGCGAGAAGGUCGUCCUGUGCCUCCACGGCGGCGCGUACAGGAGCCUCUCCGCGCACCCCUCCGACCUCACCUCGCGCAUCCCGCGCGCCUUCCUGGAGCACUGCGGUUCCCUUGUCAAACGCGCAUUCUCUGUGGAGUACAGGCUAUCCUCCACCGCGCCCUUCCCCGAGCGCAACCCCUUCCCAGCGGCGCUUCUUGAUGCGCUCGCGGGGUACAACUACCUCGUGAACGUCGUGGGCUUCGCGCCGCAGGAUAUCAUCCUCGAGGGCGACUCCGCGGGCGGGAACCUCGCAUUGGCGCUCACCCGCUACCUCGUCGAGCAUGCAGGGCGGUCCGGCAUCUCGCGACCGCCUGGGCGCCUGGUACUCUCCUCGCCGUGGUCCAAUGUCGGCAGCGGCUACAGGGCACUGCCCGGCUCGUCCUGGGAGCUCUAUGGCGAGACCGGAAUGGACUACCUGCGCGCUGGCGAGGGUGCAGACUAUUGCAGUAGGGCGUUCGCGGGCUCGCUGGGUUUGCUCAUGCUCGACCUGAACCGCUACGUCUCGCCCGCCUCGCAGCAUCCCGCGCUUGGGAAGGUGGACUUCAAGGGCUUCCCGCCGACCUUUAUUACCGCGGGCGGGUGCGAGUGCUUGCUGGAUGAGAUUCGCAUCCUGCGAGAUCGGAUGACGGUGGAUAUGGGGGAGAGCGCGGUAGCGUACCGAGAGGAGCCCGAUGCCGUGCAUGACUUCCUGGCUUUUACUUGGGAGCCGGCGACGGCGGAGACGUACAAGGCUAUUGCGCGGUGGUUGGGAGCAUGAAAUGUCACAACCCGAUGUACAUAGGUUCUGUCAUACGUUUCGUUCAAACUAUUCUUUGGACUUCUUCUCGCUUACGCGUAUGCAGAGCUUCGAUUCAGAGGACCUCAGCGUUUCCUAGACUGUUCGCUACGUUGUACGCGUCACGCUCAUCAAUCAACCGUGACAACUUUGCACGUGAUCGUGCUUGGCUAGGCUCCUGAUUCCUGAAUCUGACCUCUGCCACGACUGCAACCUUGCCCAGCUCGACGGCGGCAGGACUGGGCACCGACGCGAAGAGGUCGAUGACUUGCCCUCAGCAUGGGCGCUGUGCCAGUCGACAGCGCGCUCGCGCGAGUCAGAAGGAUGUUGCACAGUUGCAACAUCGAGCAUGAGCGCUGCCUCAAUCGAUGUUCCUUUCGUGGGAUCGAAAGGCGUUUGCUCCAGUCGCCUGAUAUGUU
This is a messenger RNA of Schizophyllum commune H4-8, 1891 nucleotides long. Its product is annotated as alpha/beta-hydrolase. The transcript has 3 exons. Gene Ontology annotation, molecular function: hydrolase activity. Lineage: Eukaryota; Fungi; Basidiomycota; Agaricomycetes; Agaricales; Schizophyllaceae. The record is from RefSeq and is a predicted model, not a curated record. Bases 243 to 1454 code for a protein of 403 amino acids.